Molecule: messenger RNA, 1612 nt
Organism: Callorhinus ursinus (northern fur seal)
Lineage: Eukaryota; Metazoa; Chordata; Mammalia; Carnivora; Otariidae
Source: RefSeq, a predicted model, not a curated record
ACGGGCGGGUGACUACUUCCGGUGCUGUGAGGGCUCGGGGCUGACGCGGGGCAAUUCCUCUCCUGCAGUUACUUUUGGAUGGAAGUAUGCACUUUUCCCAAUAGAAGAUGGUAAUCUCGGAGAAUGACCAUGGAGAAGGGGAUGAGUUCUGGAGAAGGGCUGCCUUCCAGAUCAUCUCAGGUUUCGGCUGUUAAAAUAACAGUCAAAGAGUUCGAAACAAAGCAGUCCCAUAAGGAGAAGCGAGGGGGCUUUGUGUUGGUACAUGCAGGUGCAGGUUAUCAUUCCGAAUCCAAAGCCAAGGAAUAUAAACAUGUAUGCAAACGAGCUUGUCAGAAGGCAAUUGAAAAGCUACAGGCUGGUGCUCUUGCGACAGAUGCAGUGACUGCAGCUCUGGUGGAACUCGAGGAUUCUCCUUUUACAAAUGCAGGAAUGGGAUCUAAUCUAAAUCUCUUGGGUGAAAUUGAGUGUGAUGCCAGCAUAAUGGAUGGAAAAUCCUUAAAUUUUGGAGCUGUUGGAGCACUGAGUGGUAUCUUUUUAGUUGGAGAAGGAGCCUACAGAUGGGCAGUAGAUCAUGGAAUACCCUCUUGCCCUCCUAACAUCAUGACCACAAGAUUCAGUUUAGCUGCAUUUAAAAGAAACAAGAGGAAACUAGAGCUGGCAGAAAGGGUGGAAACAGAUUUCAUUCAACUAAAGAAAAGAAGACAAUCAAGUGAAAAGGAGAAUGACUCAGGCACUUUGGACACAGUGGGCGCUGUAGUGGUGGACCACGAAGGGAACGUUGCUGCUGCUGUCUCUAGUGGAGGCUUGGCCUUGAAACAUCCAGGGAGAGUUGGACAGGCUGCUCUUUAUGGAUGUGGCUGCUGGGCUGAAAAUACUGGAGCUCAUAAUCCCUACUCCACAGCUGUGAGUACCUCAGGAUGUGGGGAGCAUCUUGUACGUACCAUACUGGCUAGAGAAUGUUCACACGCUUUACAAGCUGAAGAUGCUCACCAAGCACUGUUGGAGACUAUGCAAAACAAGUUUAUCAGUUCACCUUUCCUGGCCAGUGAAGAUGGUGUGCUUGGAGGAGUGAUUGUUCUCCGAACUUGCAGGUGUCCUGCAGAGUCUGAUUCCUCCCAAGAUAAGCAGACGCUUCUAGUGGAAUUUCUUUGGAGCCACACGACAGAGAGCAUGUGUGUUGGAUAUAUGUCAGCCCAGGAUGGGAAAGCCAAGACUCACAUUUCGAGACUCCCUCCUGGUGCGGUGGCGGGACAGUCCGUGGCAAUCGAAGGCGGGGUUUGCCGCCUGGAGAGCCCAGUGAACUGACCCUUCAGGCUGAGCAUGAAGCGUCUGAGAGGCAUUUCAGAGCCUGAGCGUUUCGGGGAUUUUAACUGAAGUUGGAUGUUUUAUCUUCGCCAUUUUAUAAUUCCUCUUUGCAGCCUCGUGCACGGCUCGCGACACUAGUGCUGCUGCAGUUAGCGCUUAGUGACGUGCGGGUCUUCGGCAGGUGGGCAGGACUGAGUGCGCACGUGUGCGCGCGCGUGCAGUGCGUGUGCCUGCUUCUCCCUCGAUGAAAUACAAGCUCCUUAUUGUGUAACCUACGACCAGGAAUGAUUAAAUCAUCUUUACAAAA